AUGAACCAAGAAAAAGAUCAACAAAUCCAAAAUCUCCAAACCAAAAUCCGAGAACUGGAACAAAAAUUAGAGGACUAUUCCCAAGGCGGAAUAAAAAUCUUAUUUUCCGGUAAAGCCAAUGCUCAAAGAGUAGCCCGGAAAGUCAAACCCCGCACUUUACGCGAAAUCCCAGAAUUAAGCCUCGGUAGCGAGGAGCAAAAAUCCAAAAACCUAGUCAUUGAAGGCGAUAAUUUACUUGCCAUGGCAACUCUCUACCAGUAUCACGGCAAAAUCGACCUGAUAAUUGCCGACCCUCCCUACAAUACCGGCAAAGAUUUUCGUUAUAAUGACCGCUGA
Molecule: messenger RNA, 336 nt
Organism: Funneliformis geosporum
Lineage: Eukaryota; Fungi; Glomeromycota; Glomeromycetes; Glomerales; Glomeraceae
Source: the annotation of a GenBank genome assembly